Messenger RNA from Rhagoletis zephyria (snowberry fruit fly), 2044 nucleotides. RefSeq names its product N-terminal glutamine amidase tungus (gene tun). The record is from RefSeq and is a predicted model, not a curated record. Gene Ontology annotation, cellular component: nucleus; cytosol. NCBI's taxonomy places the organism in Eukaryota, Metazoa, Arthropoda, Insecta, Diptera, Tephritidae. Gene Ontology annotation, molecular function: protein-N-terminal glutamine amidohydrolase activity; protein-N-terminal asparagine amidohydrolase activity.
AUAACUACAUACACAGGGUCCACCCAGCCGUCUUGCACGCCCACACUUCAGCCCAUAGUGCAGUGCUGCUAAGAACACGUUUCGUUCGGUGGCUGACCUACGUUCGCGUGCACCCAAACAACCAAAGUGCUACAACAAAGCAUUCAAAAAAACAGCAAGCGAGUAGUAAACAAACGCAACACAGCAACAACAACAACAACAACAAUAGCAACAGCAGCGGCAGCAAUAAAAACAAAAACAACAACUACAAUCGGAAUCGUCCGCAUCCGACGCGUUUCGUGCAGCAGCGACUGACAUCAUCAGCCGCAUCGUACCCAACGUCCUUAACGUCGUCUUUCGCAUCGCCAUCGUCAUCGUCUGCAUCUCAAGAUGACCACAGAUUUGCUGUUCCCGAAAAUUUCGGAUUGCUCAUACGUCUCGUGUUACUGCGAGGAGAAUGUUUGGAAACUUUGUGAACAAGUGAAAAAAACACGCAUCGAUGAACUUUCAAAGUGUUAUGCGGUAUUCGUGUCGAAUGAGGGGCGUACGGUGCCAUUGUGGCGCCAAAAAGCAGGACGUGGCGAUGAUCAAGUCGUGAUAUGGGACUACCAUGUCUUCUUCAUGCACAACCCAACGCCAAAUCGCUGUUUGGUGUUUGACUUGGAUACGACGCUACCUUUUCCUACGUAUUUUCACAAGUAUGUUACAGAAACGUUCCGCUCGGAUCUGGCGCUAAGACCAGAGCAUCAUAGAUACUUCAGAGUCAUACCCGCAGAAACAUAUCUAAGUGAAUUCUCAUCAGACCGUCGACACAUGCGAAGGCCCGAUGGCAGUUGGAUAAAGCCACCGCCAUCAUACCCGCCCAUACAGUCAAGCAGCAAUGCGCAUAGCUUGGGCGAUUUUAUCUGCAUGAAUGCGGGCAAGGGACCCGGCACCGUUUAUAGCCUCUCAGAAUUUGUGCAAACCUUCUACAAGGCGCCGAAUGUGGUGGCGCAACAGAACAACAAAUAAUACCAACAAAGCUGAGCAGCUAUCAAUUGAAGUGCCAGUCAAGUUAACGAGCAUAGUAGAGCAGAGUAGAGUAGAGUAGAGUCGCGUUAAAGCACCGCAUAUUGUGCACCGGAAGUACGAAUAGUAAACGAAAGAGUUGGCACCAGAACCAGAUGUAAACGUUCGCACGUAUUUACAAACAUAUAUUUGUAUGUAUGUUUAUAAACACAUAAAAAGUUAGCUGAUGCAGCUGCUCGGCGUAGGGAUAAGAACGGAGCGAAAGGAUUGGGUGGAUGAGCUGGGAUUUCGCUAGCAGUAUUAAGGUGCACUCAAUGUCAACUCAAAGGUCACAUAAAUAGCAACAAGAACAACAAAAAAAAGAACAUUAGCAAAAACAAAUAUCAGAGCAGCAACAAAAAUAAUGCAUAGAGAGGAAUAGAGAAAUAGGGUCAACAUUAUUUAAUAGCAAACAUUACAGCCACCGCAGCUAAAAAUCAACGUAACGACAUUAACGUCAGCGGCGGCAAUUUCCUUCAAGUUCGCACACAAAUCGCUCGUUUGCACUCGGUCAAUCAAUGCCGGCUGUAGGCGGUCAGUGGCGCCACCUGCAACAGCAAUUAACCGGCCAGUUGCAGUGUGCUGAUGCGAAUGUCACCUGAUUUGCAUACAACACAAAAUUAUCCAGGGUCUGAGCCCGAACUUGGCGCAGCUGCAAAACUUUUGCCACUGCAGAGUCCCGCACCCUACGUCCUUCUCCCCUACGACGCGCUUAGAUCACAGGCACAGCACAUCACUUGGCUUUUUGAUUCAUUCUGAUUCGUCGAUGCUUCCGAGAUAUUCACACAAGUUGAGCUACUCGCCGCCUGCCGCCCGCCACUUUACAGCGCUAAUGCUUUCUUUUACAUUCCGUAAUAAAUAUUUUCUAAGUAUGUAUGUGCUAGUGCUAUGUGGCAAGGCAUAUUUUCAACUUUCAUGCAUACCAAUGUUUUUGUUGUAAUUGUUUGUUGGUAAUAUUUUGUAACGUCAUUGAUGUCAUUGGAGCGCUGCAGCCGCUUACCGCUGGCAUAUAUGUAUG